CUCGACCACUCGCGGCACGUGUUUAUUUUUGUUUUGUUCUUUUCUCGCCGAGGCUUUCUGUGAAAAUGCUGGCCAAAAAACAAAAAAUGCAGGCGGAAACGGACUCCGCCGGUGAGGCACCACAGGCCACGCCCCACACGAUACAGGCGCGCCUUAUAUCAGACACGGGCGAGGAAGCUGGGCCGCCCAUUGAUCUGCCAGCGGGGAUUACGACCCAGCAACUGGGCCUCAUUUGCAACGCUCUGCUGAAGAAUGAGGAGACCACGCCUUAUCUGUUCUUCGUGGGCGACUACGAGAUCAAGAAGAGCCUCGAGGACACCCUGGACCUGGCUACCGUGGACACAGAGAAUGUCAUCGACAUUGUUUACCAGCCACAGGCGGUCUUCAAGGUUCGCCCUGUGACGAGAUGCACGAGCUCCAUGCCGGGCCAUGCCGAGGCUGUGGUUUCCCUCAACUUUAGUCCCGAUGGAGCGCAUUUGGCCAGCGGGAGUGGCGAUACGACUGUGCGCCUGUGGGAUCUCAACACAGAGACUCCGCACUUCACCUGCACGGGUCACAAGCAGUGGGUUUUGUGCGUUUCCUGGGCUCCGGAUGGCAAGCGCUUGGCCAGUGGCUGCAAGGCGGGCUCCAUAAUUAUCUGGGAUCCGGAAACGGGCCAGCAAAAGGGACGACCGCUCAGUGGACACAAGAAGCACAUCAACUGCCUCGCCUGGGAGCCAUAUCACCGGGAUCCCGAGUGUCGGAGGCUGGCGUCCGCCAGCGGUGACGGUGACUGCAGGAUUUGGGAUGUGAAACUGGGCCAGUGCCUGAUGAACAUUGCCGGUCACACGAAUGCAGUGACAGCGGUGAGAUGGGGCGGAGCUGGUCUCAUUUACACUUCCUCCAAGGAUCGCACGGUAAAGAUGUGGCGUGCUGCCGAUGGCAUCCUGUGUCGCACCUUCUCUGGCCAUGCCCACUGGGUGAAUAACAUUGCCUUGAGCACGGACUAUGUGCUGCGUACAGGUCCCUUUCACCCGGUCAAGGAUCGUUCCAAGAGUCACCUCAGCCAGAGCACUGAAGAACUGCAGGAAUCUGCCUUGAAGCGCUACCAGGCUGUCUGUCCCGAUGAGGUGGAGUCUCUGGUCUCCUGCUCGGAUGACAACACCCUCUAUCUGUGGCGCAACAACCAAAACAAGUGCGUGGAGCGCAUGACUGGCCACCAGAAUGUGGUCAACGAUGUGAAAUAUUCGCCGGAUGUGAAGCUCAUUGCCUCGGCAUCCUUUGACAAGUCGGUGCGUCUGUGGCGUGCCCAUGAUGGCCAGUAUAUGGCCACCUUCCGGGGACAUGUGCAGGCUGUUUACACGCUGGCCUGGUCAGCGGAUUCACGCUUGAUCGUUUCCGGCAGCAAAGAUUCCACAUUGAAGGUUUGGAGUGUUCAGACCAAGAAACUGGCCCAGGAGCUGCCUGGCCAUGCGGAUGAGGUGUUUGGCGUGGACUGGGCGCCCGACGGGUCUCGGGUGGCCUCUGGUGGCAAGGACAAAGUCAUUAAGCUAUGGGCCUACUAGACGUCUACAUCCUCCUUCAUAUUGUACUCUCUCCUUUAAGUGACUACCUGGGAAAAUAAAGCAAAGAUCCUGAGAGAUCUCGAGUGAUCCUGAGUAA
This is a messenger RNA of Drosophila kikkawai, 1641 nucleotides long. RefSeq names its product notchless protein homolog 1 (gene Nle). Gene Ontology annotation, cellular component: nucleolus. Gene Ontology annotation, molecular function: protein binding. Gene Ontology annotation, biological process: Notch signaling pathway; ribosomal large subunit assembly. The record is from RefSeq and is a predicted model, not a curated record. Lineage: Eukaryota; Metazoa; Arthropoda; Insecta; Diptera; Drosophilidae.